AUGUUUAAGAAGAUGAGGAACUUGGGAGUGGUAGUUGUGGUUCUCGCACACUUUGCUUUGCAUGGCAAUUCGGUGCUGUCACACAAAUUGACUUUGGCCACCAACAACCUUUCCAGUAGAUCAAGCUUCUCUAUUGUCUACGAGAAUUGCCGUUUAUCAUCAUCACAUAAUAAAUAGACAAUCUGUGUCACCUAUUUCACUGUUUCAGAACCAUUAGUUUUUAAAUUUUGA
This is a messenger RNA of Arabidopsis lyrata subsp. lyrata, 231 nucleotides long. RefSeq lists its product as uncharacterized. The transcript has 2 exons. Lineage: Eukaryota; Viridiplantae; Streptophyta; Magnoliopsida; Brassicales; Brassicaceae. The record is from RefSeq and is a predicted model, not a curated record.